Molecule: messenger RNA, 974 nt
Organism: Setaria italica (foxtail millet)
Lineage: Eukaryota; Viridiplantae; Streptophyta; Magnoliopsida; Poales; Poaceae
Product: probable prefoldin subunit 5
Exons: 4
Coding region: 100-552 (150 amino acids)
Biological process (GO): protein folding; regulation of DNA-templated transcription
Cellular component (GO): cytoplasm; prefoldin complex
Source: RefSeq, a predicted model, not a curated record
CGCGUCCCUUCGUCACUCCUCCCCCCGCCUUUACAGCCGCCGCCUGUCCUCCCCUGACGCCGCCGGCGCCGCACAAGCCUAACUAGCAAGGCCGGAGCCAUGGCGAGCCCGGGACGGAUCGAACUGGACAAGCUGAGCGUGGAGCAGCUCAAGGGGCUCAAGGAGCAGACGGAUCUGGAGGUCAACCUCCUCCAGGACAGCCUCACCAAGAUCCGCACCGCCAUCACCCGCCUCGAGAACGCCUCCGCCGCUCUGCAGGACCUAUCUCUCCGCCCCCACGGGAAGAAGAUGCUUGUGCCGCUCACGGCGUCCCUUUACGUGCCCGGCUCGCUCGAUGACGCCGAGAAGGUCCUCGUCGACGUCGGCACUGGUUACUUCAUUGAGAAAACUAUGGAUCAAGGGAAAGAAUACUGUGAAAGGAAAAUUAAUUUAUUGAAGUCGAAUUUUGAUGAACUGCUCGAGGUGGCCACGAAAAAGAAAGCCAUAGCAGAUGAGAUGGAUCUGCUGCUACGAACCAAGCUGAGGCAAGCAUCACCUGGCCCAAGUUCGUGAGAGCUUUGGAUGCGUGUCUUGUCUCCGCCUUGUGGGAUGAAUGGAUGGUUUAGUUUGUAGCAUUAGGGAAGCACAGGGAAAUGAUAGCUGCUUUUGUCAUGUGUGCAAAGGCUGCAGGGUCACGGAUAAUUUGCUGAACCAACCUGCCGCAUCAAACAUCAAGUAAUUUGGAGUUGGUCUUGAACAAGCGUUGGGUAAUUUUGAAGUCAGUGUUGAACUUGCAGCGUAGAUUUUUUUCCCCGUCACACAAUGGAUUCGACGUGUAUGGCCAUUUCUGUUAUGUUUUUGGCACCUCAAUUUGUUAAUUUUGUUUUUGUUGUUGUCCAUUGAACUUUCAUGGGCUUGUCUGGCUGACCGGUGGGUGGUGUGCAAGUAGUUUGCAGUUUUGUGAAAUUUUCGUAAUGGUCCAAGAUGAUUUUCAA